Hyla sarda is the source of this 2533-nucleotide messenger RNA. RefSeq names its product protein serine kinase H1 (gene PSKH1). The coding region runs from base 283 to 1533 and encodes 416 amino acids. The transcript is spliced from 3 exons. Gene Ontology annotation, molecular function: ATP binding; protein kinase activity. The record is from RefSeq and is a predicted model, not a curated record. NCBI's taxonomy places the organism in Eukaryota, Metazoa, Chordata, Amphibia, Anura, Hylidae. Gene Ontology annotation, biological process: protein phosphorylation.
GUCGUUCUUUCGCGCUCCAAGAACUUUAUGGUGCUGUCGCCAUGACUCCGCUCAGCUCCGUGGGAGAAUACGUGACGUCACGCCACUUCCGCUUUCUGAAGGUUCACAGCGACUUCUGAAGGAGUCAAUGUUUAUUUGUCAACGUUAUGGAGGACCGGGUGCGAGCUGUGGCGGGGAGGGAGCGGCUGUGUACGGUGUGUAGAAGGUGCAGUUGAGGCAAGUACUUCAGUUUAUUUAUAUUUUCAUACACCAUGCCACAUGGAAGACUGAGUUUUUCCCGUGAUGGGCUGUGGGACAAGCAAAGUGCUUCCCGAACCUCCAAAGAAUAUCCAACUAGAUUUAGUAAAAAAAGUGGAACCGUACCUAGCCCCAAAGAAUGACCAAUACAAGCAUUUUAUUACAGACCAUGGACGACUGGACGGUAAAGGAGGUUCUCCGGCUCCCCCCUACUCGAACGGCUACCCACAUAGUCAUGCUGAAACUGCUGAUCCUCGGAGACAUAAAGUAGCGAAGUACAGAGCUAAAUUUGAUCCUCGAGUAACUGCAAAAUAUGAUAUCAAAGCUCUUAUUGGUCGUGGAAGCUUCAGCCGUGUGGUAAGAGUGGAGCACAAGGCUUCUAAGCAGCCAUAUGCUAUUAAAAUGAUUGAAACAAAAUACCGAGAAGGUAGGGAGGUUUGUGAGUCUGAGCUUAGUGUCUUGAGAAGAGUUCGACAUACCAACAUUAUCCAACUCAUUGAAGUGUUUGAGACCCAGGAAAGAGUCUAUAUGGUAAUGGAAUUGGCAACAGGGGGAGAACUUUUUGACCGAAUAAUUGCCAAGGGCUCUUUUACAGAGAGGGAUGCCACUCAUGUACUACAAAUGGUUUUGGAAGGAGUGAAAUAUCUGCACACACUUGGAAUUACACACAGAGACUUAAAACCAGAAAACCUUCUAUAUUAUCACCCAGGAACAGACUCCAAAAUUAUGAUCACAGAUUUUGGCCUUGCAAGUGCUCGAAAGAAAGGGGAUGAUUGCUUAAUGAAGACCACCUGUGGAACCCCAGAAUACAUUGCCCCCGAAAUUCUUGUAAGGAAACCCUACACAAACUCUGUGGACAUGUGGGCACUAGGAGUCAUAUCCUAUAUUCUUCUCAGUGGCACUAUGCCAUUUGAGGAUGAUAAUAGGACACGUUUGUAUCGCCAAAUUUUAAAGGGAAAAUACAGCUACUCCGGGGAGCCAUGGCCAAGUGUUUCAAACCUGGCGAAAGACUUCAUUGACCGUCUGCUUAUGGUAGAGCCAUCAGAAAGAAUGAGUGCAACGCAGGCUCUUAAACACCCCUGGGUAGUAAGUAUGGCGGCGUCUUCAUCUAUGAAAAAUCUGCACAGAUCCAUCUCUCAAAACCUACUCAAGCGAGCAUCAUCGCGCUGUCAGAGUACAAAAUCCGCACAGUCUGUACGUUCUAGUCGCUCGACAAAGUCUACAAAGUCGCGGCGCGUGAGAGAACGAGAAUUGCGUGAACUAAAUUUGCGCUACCAGCAGCACUACUAUGGAUGAGCACAUUGUAGAAGUUACAGUGAUGGAAUUUCCAGUGCCUUUAACUGUGGACGUAAUCUCCCUGACAGUAAAGCAGUGUAUUUCUUGUGGUUGUAUCAGAACUAUGCAACAAAAUAUUGAAGUGGCAAGCAACAGUGUGGCUACUGUAUUUCUUAGUAUUUCCUUUGUAAAGCAUUGUAUGAAUAUGAAGAGGAUACUUUUGGGACCCACUUAAGGACAUUUAUAUUGAAUUGUUUCUAGUAUUCUUCCAGGAGCUGUACUAGCUUUCAAAAUCACAUUUUCAAUUGGAUUUCCAACUAGAUGUAGUCCUUCUCAGCAAGCGGUAUAGACUGUGUUUAUGCCAUGGUUGUGAUGUACAUUUAGCAUGUUCACCAGGAGAGCUACUGACUUUGGUGCUAACUGUAUCGGGGUCAAGUAGCAAGACGGAUUAUUACACUGCAAAUAAAAGGUGUACAAUAGUGUUGUAGACAUUUAUUCCAUACCUACAGGGUCCCACAACUUUUUAACAAUAGGACCCCAUGCAAAAUAGAAUGUUAACCCAGCCUCACAGUCACAGUAUUUUGGGCCGUCAAAUUCCAUUGAGCUUAAAGUUAAAACUGCUGGUAAUGCAUACACAGUGAAAUUUAAAGACAGUAAUUUUAUGGCCGUACUAUAAUGUACAUGGCCCAAUUAUUUCCCACAAUGUUUCUAUAACAUGGCAUAUAUUUUUGGAUAUAAACAUCACCAAAACGUUUGAGUUGCUAAUAGCCAUUGUUGAGCUAUAGCUAUUCAAAAUAAGGAUCAAAACACAGCUUUACAGUGUUACAGCUUUAGUGUCAUUUGUAAACCAGGUCUCACUUCUGCAAGUUAUAAUGUGGUGAAGUGCAAAGCAACACUCUUCACUCCCCAGCUGGCUAUUACUUACAAUUACAGAAGGUCUCAGGCCUGUUUAGACUAAACUUUUUUGACAUGUCUGGAUGACAUGUCAAAAGUUUUUACAGAUGUCACUCACUCUUAAGUG